Cimex lectularius (bed bug) is the source of this 700-nucleotide messenger RNA. RefSeq lists its product as uncharacterized. Bases 194 to 529 code for a protein of 111 amino acids. Lineage: Eukaryota; Metazoa; Arthropoda; Insecta; Hemiptera; Cimicidae. The transcript has 3 exons. The record is from RefSeq and is a predicted model, not a curated record.
UCGAACGGCAAGGUCAGAAUCAUUGAGUGGAAAAGAUCGCAGUGUCAUCUCCAAAUGUGAACAAGACUCUUUUUCCAACAUCCAUUUGGAUGAUUAUGUACGUCAGCAGAAUUUACGUAAAGGAUUGGACCAAGAAUACCACCUUGGGGGACUCCUGCACGGAUAGAAUGGAUGGGCGAAUGGGAAGAACCGUAUGUUACCCAGAAGUAACGGUGGCCUAGAUGGAGGUACUGAAGAAUGCAACUUGCAAAAAAUUGUAACUACAAAGACGGUUAAAAUGAAAUAUAGAAGCAGAACAAGUAGUUGGAUUUCAAUAGAUCGGAACCUUUUUAACACAUGGUUCGGAGGGACAAAACACAUCGUCUUCCAACGCCAAGAGGUGGAUCGCCUUCGACGAAGUCUGCGAGUGAUGUGCCAUUCUGGGCGAAUGGCUUUCCGGGAUGACCGAGUCGUCGGAACAGGGCGCCACCAGUCGGUAUGCCUUCCUGAGAAGGAAAGGAUGAAGGGUUCUAACGACUACGACGGUUAGGGAGUCUCUUGAAGACUAAAAAGCUCAGUAUUUUUCUUGUUUUGUGAAAAUAACGUCUUUUAAGGAGUUUUGCCUAUUCAAUUCAGCUACUACCCCUCACAAGUAUGUCUAUAUGAUUUUUUUCACUGUUUACGUUUGUUAAAUAAUAUAUCAUGUUUUGUUGCAUCUCUA